Molecule: messenger RNA, 540 nt
Organism: Drosophila biarmipes
Lineage: Eukaryota; Metazoa; Arthropoda; Insecta; Diptera; Drosophilidae
Product: mucin-2-like
Exons: 3
Coding region: 1-540 (179 amino acids)
Cellular component (GO): membrane
Source: RefSeq, a predicted model, not a curated record
AUGUUGAAGAAUUUUGGAAAACACUCAACCAAAUUCUACCCGUCGGGCAAUCGAGACUCCCAGUGGGUUUGGCAUUCGGUCCCCAUCGACGAAGUGGAGAACUUCCAGGUGGUUUUCACAGUCACGGACCCUGCAUCGCCACGUGGAGACAUUGUCAUUGACGAUGUAAAAUUGAUGAAUGGAACAUGUAGAGACAGCUCAGAUCAAAAUAUCCCCUACUUUUUAGUAACGCCGACUACCACUUACGAAGCCGCCGAGCCACCUACGACCACCCGAAACACCACCGAGACUUUCGUACCGUCGACGAACACUAACAAAACCACCCAGUCUUUCGAGCCUACUACAACAAAUAAAAACAUGAGCACUAACAAAACCACCGAAUUUUCCGUACCGUCGACGAACACUAACGAAACCACCGAAUCUUCCGUACCGUCGACGAACACUAACGAAACCACCGAAUCUUCUACACUAAUGAAACCACCGAAUCUUCCGUACCGUCGACGAAUACUAAUGAAUCCACCGAAUCUUCCGUACCGUUGA